This is a messenger RNA of Cetraspora pellucida, 2640 nucleotides long. The record is from the annotation of a GenBank genome assembly. NCBI's taxonomy places the organism in Eukaryota, Fungi, Glomeromycota, Glomeromycetes, Diversisporales, Gigasporaceae.
AUGGCAAACAAUAUACAACUAAAGCAACUUGUAGAAAGAUCUCGAAGUGUUGCAAACACGAUUGUAAAACAUGAUCUUCCAUUAAUCGAGCGAAAUUUGGAACAAAUUGAGAAACAGUCGCGUAAACUUGCUGAUAAAGUUGUAAAGCCUGGAGAUGCCCCUGAAAGAAAGGCUCCUUACUUCUUAGCAAAUAUUGGGAUCGAUGGUGAUAAAUUGACACAAGAUGUGAAAAGUAUCUCCGUAUUAGGUGCUUUCGAGCCACGCACCAUUUUACUUGAUACCGAUGUUGAGAGAUAUCUUGACCAUAAACACCAACAAACGAUCACAAGUAUUAUAAAGGAUGGUUAUACACAAACUGACAAUGAAUACAAUGCUCUCUUCGAUUGCUGUCUCAGCUCAGAAUGGGAUAAAACUAAGAGAAAGGUAUUUGAAGAAUUUGGCCAACACAUAAUUAUGAGAUCAACAGAACUUCCUAGUAGUGCCGGAAGUAGUGUAUUUCGAAGCCAAUUCUCACCAAGUGCAUCUUUAUCAAGCAGCUUCAGGGCUUCGACUUUGAAACCAUCGUAUAUCGCUUCAGGAGAAAGAAGAAUAUCAUUUAAAAAUGAAUCAACUUUACAAUUAAAUCAAAAAUAUUUGGGCUAUUUCGAUGUUGUUGUAAAAUUGAAUAAUGCUAGGUUGUCAAAGAUUGAAUAUGGUAUUAUAAAUGAAUUUCACAAUGCCGCGAGGAAGAUCAGUUUAGAUUAUGGAAAAAAAAUAGUUCAAUGUUGGCGGGCACUUGCAUCUAUUGUUGGAGAAUCUAAUGUCAUUGAUGGUAGUUUUAAACGUAAUCCAUUAAAGCAGCGUCAGUUCGCACCAGCAUAUCAGGAACCAGCUUUUAAUACUGCAUAUAAAAGUCUUUGUUUUGACCUCAUAAAUGGUGCUAAACAUUAUUUAGAGGAAUCGUAUCGAGAAUGGUCCACCGCUUACGUAAACUCGUUUCGAAACGAAGCCAUGCUGGGUGGACAACCAUCUGCAACUAAUAUGGCACGUGCUGUUUUGCGUGCAAUACAUAGGCCGAAUGGCGGCAUUCCAACAACAGGUUUAAGAAUGGUAGAAAAUAUUCCUAUAUGGGGGCAUAUCUUCAUUCUCGUGCGACAAGGAUAUUAUAAAGAAGCCCUGGAGGUGGCCAAAGGAUAUGAAAAUAUGCUUCCUCGACAGGACUUGCACUUUGUGAAAUAUUUUGAACAAUUUAUUACCAAUAAUAACAGGCUUCCUUCUCACGAUAGGCAAAGACUAGUGGCGGAAAUGAAGCAAUGGAACCCUUUAACUUUUCAAGAUAAAGAUCUAUAUAAGUUUAUUAUGUAUCAAAUCGUCGCACAGCUCGAAGAAUUACCUCAGAAACCUCCUAUUGAAAGCGUUCUUCCUACCUCAGAGGAUUUCAUGUGGAUGCGGUUAAUGUGUGUUCGUGAAAUAGAACCAAUUGUUGGUGCAUCAAAUGACACUUUAUCAUUAGACAGCUUGCAAAAGGCAAUUAGAAACUUGGGCCCAAGUCAUUUCAAUCAUGGUGGCAAAGAUACUAUACAAUAUUUCCGUGCUUUAAUGUUAACCGCACAAUUUGAAAGGGCAGUGCAUUAUUUGUACCAGACUGAUUUCACGGAGGAUGCUGUACAUUUUGCUAUUGCACUUGCAUACUAUGGAUUACUCAGAAUACCAGACAAAGGCGAGGCUAUGGCAUUGCUUGUUGAGGUUGGAGACCAGAUGGUUCCAUAUUUGAAUUUUAACACCCUCAUAUGUCAGUAUGCUCGGUCAUUAGCGAAGGGAAAUGCACCAAGCAGUGCCUUUCAAUAUCUUAUUUUACUAUAUCUUCACGGUAAUCCAAAAACAGAGGCUGGAAGAUAUCAAAUUGAAUUAUGCCAUGAAUAUAUCCGACAACUCAUAUAUGACACUGAAGCGUUUAAUGAGUUGGGCAAGAUGAGAGAGUGCAUGUCGUUAAUGUUUAUAGACAACGAGGAUGAAUUCACAGAAACAAUUAUUAACACACUUGCGCGGCAGUGCGUUGAAGAUGGCAAAUUCAAAGCCGCACGUAGUCUUUAUGAAUUGACGCAGAUGCUUGCAGAAUAUAUAUGGAUUUCUAUUCGUGGUGUUGUAAUGCAGCCAGAGACAGCGAAAGAAUUGGAUCCACAGGAGAUUAGCCGUAUAUUGAAGGAAUAUGAAAAUAUAGGCAUUAGAAAAAUAUCGCAGAAUCGUUUGAAGGAUUCUCGCACAUUAUUAAAUUUGGUCGAUUUUGUCGAGUUAUACAAGCAACAAGAUUUCGUAAGAGCAGUUGCUAUCAUUCAACAAAUUGAUCUUUUUCCUUUCGAAGAUGAUAUGAGGAUUAUUCAACAGAAGGCUAGUGCCAUUGAAGCUUUCGAUGAUCAGCUAAAAAAUUGUAUUCCGGAACUUUUACAUAUUGCCAUGAGGUGUAUAUAUGCAUACUAUCAGCAAUUAAAGGAUAAUAUGGCAAAAGGAACUCCUGGCAUUUUGAGAAAAUACAUGGAUGAAUCCGCUACCCUUCAACGAAAAGCUAAAGCUCUUGUAACAUUUGCUGGAUAUUUAAAACAUAGUGUUCUGUCCUCUGAUAUUUAUCAUAAACUGCACGAAUUGGAUGUUCAAAUGCGAUAA